This is a messenger RNA of Lineus longissimus, 2911 nucleotides long. Its product is annotated as pre-rRNA-processing protein TSR1 homolog. The record is from RefSeq and is a predicted model, not a curated record. Gene Ontology annotation, molecular function: U3 snoRNA binding; GTP binding; GTPase activity. Gene Ontology annotation, cellular component: nucleus; preribosome, small subunit precursor. The coding region runs from base 15 to 2432 and encodes 805 amino acids. Lineage: Eukaryota; Metazoa; Nemertea; Pilidiophora; Heteronemertea; Lineidae. Gene Ontology annotation, biological process: ribosome biogenesis; maturation of SSU-rRNA from tricistronic rRNA transcript (SSU-rRNA, 5.8S rRNA, LSU-rRNA); endonucleolytic cleavage of tricistronic rRNA transcript (SSU-rRNA, 5.8S rRNA, LSU-rRNA). The transcript has 18 exons.
GCAAUUCGAAUAUCAUGAAUAUGGCAGCCGACGGCCAGGAAACCCACCAUUCUGGUGCAUUCAAACAGUCAAAUAAAAAACAUAAACACGGUCAACAUAAAUCGAAGGGUGAAUUAAGCAAGGAACAGAAAGGCCGUGUGUCGAUAAAAACCCUCAGUAAAAAGGGAAAGAUCGCCCUGAGCCGUCAAGAGAGAAGGAACCAGGCACAGCAACAUAGGAGGCUGAAGAGAGACGAAGCGCUGAAUAAAAAGAGGAGCAGAGGUGGUACUGACAGCCCUCCUUUCUUAGUUGUUGUAAUCCCUCUAUGUGAUGGCUUGGACACCAAUGAAGUGAUUGCUCUACUGAAUGGCUGCGAUGGUGCUGCUACAACUAUCACUAAUGCAUUGGGAAUAUCUCACCUCAGUGUUCCAAGGUUCAAGCAGAGAUUCUCCUUCACAGCGCCUCCUUCUGGUGAUCUGUAUGCCAUGUUGGAUGCAGCAAAGGUGGCUGACUUUCUGUUGUUCCUACACUCGCCAAGUGAGGGCAUGGAUAGUUAUGGCGAGUACUGCCUUUCUUGUCUGUUUGCCCAGGGUCUCCCUGCUUGUGUUCACGCUGUGCAUGGCCUCAAAGAUUUACCACUGAAGAAACAUACGGAGAUCAAGAAGUUGCUACAGAAGUGUAUUGAAAAGAGAUUCCCCAAAGACAAAGUUCACAACCUUGACACAGACCAAGAAGGCAUUCUCGUUCUCCGCCAACUCGGCAGUCUGAAAAUGGCCCCACUUUAUUUACGUGAUAAGCGACCGCACAUGCUAGCAGAGGAGGUCACUUCUGAACCAACCGAGAAUUCGGACCUAGUUACAUUGAAAGUGAGUGGCUUUGUCCGAGGUCAGGCAUUAUCAGUGAAUGGUCUCGUGCAUAUCCCGGGGUGGGGAGACUUUCAAAUGUCCCAGAUAGAUGCUCCAGAUGACCCCUACCCCCUCAAUGACAGCAAGAAGAAAGGAAAGACAGCUAUGGAUGUUGAAAUGAGCGAGUUUGGAGAAAGCAGCAUUCGUGUGUUAGAACGAGCUGAUCGUGGCCAACAGGAGUCGUUACAGUGUGAGGUGAUCCCAGAUCCUAUGGAGGGGGAACAAACAUGGCCUACGGAGGAGGAACUGGCAGAAGCUGAUGCUGCCCAGAAAAACAAGGCUGUUGUGAAACGAGUACCAAAAGGCACGUCAGAGUACCAAGCCGCCUGGAUUGUUGAUAGUGGAGACGAAAAUGAGGAUGAUGACGAUGAUGACGAUGAUGACGAUGAAGCAGAUGAUGCAAUGGAAGCAGAAGAAGAGGGUUCUGAGUCGGAGGAUGAGGAGAUUCAUGAAGAUGAUGAGGAAUUUGUAACAAUGACCGUGACAGAUGGUGGUGAUGUGACAAAAUAUGACGCUGCCUUUGACAUCGAGGAGGAAGAUAAACUGCUUUCAAAGUACAAGGAGUCUAGAAUAGAUGAAAUGUUCCCUGAUGAAGUUGACACACCAAAAGAUGUGCCAGCAAAGGACAGGUUUGCCAGAUACCGUGGACUGAAGAGCUUCCGUACGUCACCCUGGGAUCCGAAGGAGAACUUGCCAGCGGAUUACGCCCGGAUCUUCCAGUUUGAUGACUUCAGACGAAUGAAGAAGAAGAUUCUGGCUGAAGAGAUGGAAGAUGGAGCAAUGCCUGGUUGGUAUGUCACCCUUCACAUUGAAAAUGUGCCCAGGGCUAUUCUUGACACAAUCAAACCGAACCACCCCCUGGUGGUGUACGGUCUCCGACCCCACGAACAGAAGAUGUCUAUUCUACACCUUGUCAUGAAACGUCUGCCCAGCAACAGACAGCCAAUCAAGUCAAAGGAGAGAAUGAUCUUCCAUGUAGGGUAUCGCCGAUUUGCUGCGUGUCCAAUCUAUUCCCAGCACACCAACGCUGGUAAACAUAAGUUUGAGCGGUUCCUGCGUAACGAUGGGGCUUAUGUGGCGACCAUUUAUGCUCCGAUCAUCUUCCCACCAGCGUCUGUCAUGAUGUUCAAAGAAAACAUGGAUGGAAGCCAAGACUUUGUUGCCUCUGGCUCUGUUCUUAGUGUUAAUCCAGCUCGUAUCAUUGCUAAGAGGAUUGUUCUCAGUGGUCAUCCAUUCAAAAUCAACAAGAAAAUGGCUGUGGUUCGCUACAUGUUCUUCAAUAGGGAGGAUAUCCUAUGGUUCAAGCCGGUCGAGUUACGCACCAAGUACGGACGAAGAGGACACAUCAGGGAGCCACUGGGUACCCACGGUCAUAUGAAAUGUGUCUUUGACAGCCAGCUGAAAUCUCAGGAUACAGUUCUGAUGAUGUUGUACAAGAGGAUGUAUCCAAAAUGGACGUACGAUCCUCAUGUGUUGCCCCCACCAUUGUCAACGACAGCCCCAGUCGUCAUGGAGAUGGAUACAGGCCUUGACAUCUUUGAUGACUAGACCUGGGGGUAUAUUCAAAGAAGAUCUUCGUCACAGAUGUGAUGUGCUGUUUUUAAAGAUGAGCUUAACACUGUCACAAAAUAUGUUUGGAGGAGUUUUGUAAUGACUAGAUCUUAUGAAGAUACUGGUGCAAUCAGUAUUUUAUGCCUAUCGUUGUGAAUUUCUAAGUGAACCUUGGUGUGAUUUUAACUGGAUUAGGUCUGUGAAAUCUCCUCAGUGCAUCUGUUGACUAGGAUGCCCACAGGAAGAAUGGCCACAAAUUUCAAUCCUCAUCACACGUUAGUGGUGGCCUCCCCUGUUCUGGUCAAAUAGCUGGUCUCUUGUGUGUCCUGGGGUCACGUUCAAAGGUUGCUUGUGAUAUCAUGUCAGAUAAACUAGGAUUAUACUAAAAUAUUUUAUUGUUUCCUGAAUGAAAUGAUUGUUAAAUACCAAGGAACAUUAGUGAAAGAGAGCUCAUGAGAGUGGGCAGGUGUUGCUAA